UCACUCCACCUGGCAACACUAGUUGCGAUUUGUUCGACAUCUCUUCGUUCGGUAGUUUAUAAAUGUUUCGAGUUUCCAACUAAACACAUAUUAAAAGUUAACUAACGUAAAGGAGAUCACAAGACCCCACGGCUGAAACGGAAGGAUAUGCAAAUAUGGACUUCCACAUACUGAUCGUCAUCGGUUGUGUGUUCACCGCCUCCCUGCUUUCAUUCCUGUUUAUUAACAAGAUUUUCCGGCGCAAGACAUUCGAGGAGGUGGUGGCAGAGAAGCGGGCACUGAACGCCAAUCUGUACAAGGCGGCAGGUGGAGCGGCGGCCAAGAAGCCCAAGAAGAAGGAACUGAAGCGCGAGAAGAAGCAGCGCCAGCGCGAGCAGCAGCGGGAUGCGAACAAUGAGCCGGAGCCAGAGGAGGCCGAGGACUACUCUGAUGGCCAGUCGGAGGGUCAAGGUUCUGUGGCAGACGAGGAGCCCGGACUGUCCAAGCAGCACGUUGAGUUCGAGCCCGAUGCGGAAAUCCUGAAUGAACAGCGUCGUCCCAGCAGUGUGGCUGAAAAGGAGAACCAACCCUCCGCCACCGGUAAGAAGGGCAAGAAGGAUAAGCGCAACGGUGGCGGCAACAACAAAGCUGCCGGCAUUCUGGUCAACAAGAACGAAACCGUGGUUGUCAAGGCUGCCACUUUGGAGGAGACUCCCGCUUUGAACAACUUUGAGGCCAAGGCGCCCAAGGAUGUGGUUGAGCUGAAGAAACAGGAGCAAAAGGAGCGCAAGGAGGACAAUAACAACACAAAGCAGCAGGUGCAGAAGAAGAACGGAGCUGGAAACGCCGCUAAGAAGGAGAAGCCCGCUGCUGCUGACCCCGAGCCACCGACUGCACCCAAGAUCCUCAAGCAGCAGCAGCAACAGCAGCAGAACGGAUCGCCCAAGACGCAGCACAACCAGGCCAACAACAAGACCAAACAACAGCAGAAGCAAAAGCAGAAGGAAACGCUGACGGCCAAGGACCUGGCCCAAGCUCUGGACAAGCUGGCAGAGUACCAGAACCAGACCAUCGGAGUCAACGCCCUCAUCAACGUGUUUUCUCGCGCGGAACUCAAUCGCUCCGAGAUCCAAAUACUGAUCGACUAUUUGCUGAAUAAGCAGCAGGACAUGCCUGCCUCGCAUGCCGAGUGGUCCGACGACAUCUGCCAGAAGCUCAAGCGCCAGCUGGAGGAGAAGGAGAAGCUGCUGGCCGAGGAGCAGGAGGCCUCCAUCGGCAUCCAAGCCAAGCUGCGCGAGCUGCGCCAGGAGGUUAACACGGAGCGUGCUCAGAUGCACAGUCGCAUCCAGGCCUACAACGAUAAGUUGCAGGGCAAGGAGCAGGAACUGGCUGCUGUUAACCAGGAGCUGUCCAGUCUGAAUGACAAGCUCACGCUCGAGCGACAGCAGUUCCAGACCCUAUUGCGAGAGAAUCAGGCCAGCUCGCAGGACCUUUUGCCACAGUUACAGCGCCUGCAGCAGGAUCUGGCUCACAAGGAGAAGUGCCUGGCUGACAUGACAGCCUUUGUUAACGCCGAGACUCAGCAAAAGAACGAGGUGAUCCAGCAGCAAGCCCAACAAAUUGCGGCCUUGGAACAGCAACGCGACGAGCUGGAACAGCGCCAGAACAACAGCGUCUUUGAGCUGGAGCAGCGCAAGCAGCUGGAGCAGGAGAACACCGAGCUGAAGCAAGAGCUGCGCACUCUGACCCAAGCCCAGUCGGAGCUGCAGCGCGUACACACUGCAGAGUUGAAGGAGCUGCGCCAGCAGUCGGUGGAUCUGGAGGCCAACAACCAGGCCCUGAACCAGCAGCUCAGCAAAGCGGCCAGCACUGCUGUUCAAGCGACCGCUGCCCAGUCGGAGCAGGCUCUGGUCCAGACCGAAGCCCUGGCCCAGAAGCAGCAAGAGCUCACCGCUCUGCGCUCACAGCUCGGAUCAGUGACAGAGGCGCAGGCCCAGCAGCAGAAGCAGACUAGUGCACUGCAGUCACAGCUGAAAGAGGUCCAGCAGCGGGCUGAGCAGCUGCAGGCCAAGGAGAAGCAGCUACAGCUGGAACUUCAGGAGCAGAGGGAGAAGAAUAAUGACGUGCGUUUGAAAAAUUGGAAGCUGAUCGAAGCUUUGCAAAAUGCCGAAGCCUUAACGGCCAAUACGAAAACAAAUACAGCGCAAUCUAUUAGUCAACAAAACAAAGAGCUGCAGCAACAGUUGAAUGGUGGAGGAGGAAGUGCCAGCUCGGCGAAGAACGAGCAGCAGCGCAUCCGGGAUCUCUACCUUCGCCUAUACCCAGAUGCCGUUAAGGCGCAGUCGGGUAGCGCCCUGCAGGUCUCGUUCGACCAGUGGCUGGAACAGGUCCUGACCACCCACGUUAAACAGCAGCAGGAGAAGCUGCAGAAGCAGAUCAGCAGUAGUCAUAAGUCCACACAAUCAAACAGCAGUAGCAGUAGCAGCAACCACAACAGCACCCACAAUAAUAUUAGUAGCAAUAAUAGUAGUUCGAAUAGCCAAUCCCCCUCAGCAGUCUCCGAGCAGAAGGAGCUGCAAAAACAGAACCUGCAGUUGCGCGAGUGCAACGACAAGCUCACCCAGCUGGUCACCAAGACUACCAACACUUUGAUGGACUUGGAGAAUCGUGCUCGCGAACAGGACGAGCACUGGCGUGGUAUUGUUGACGAGAAGGAGCAGCUUAUUGUUAAGCUGCAGCAGCAUGCCUCCAACGGGGAACAGGACAUUUAAUGUCGCACUGACGGAAAACUAAUAACCGGAAGAAGGAGCCAACAACGACGAUAAACUGACAAGCAUUCGAAGAGUUUGUCUAACUUCCAUAACAACCGCAACAGCAAAACAACAAGAAUUCUAACGAUUUAUUAAGUUUAAAGUUAAUGCGACAUGAAAGGAUGGCGUUGAAACUGAAAAGAGAACGUAAAGCAUAGCAUGUCCUGUCUCCUGAUCCCAUAACAACAGCAACAUUUAACAUUUUAAAGUAGCAAAAAUCUGCAAUUACGAGAAUGAGAACUAUGGAAUGCUUUAAGAAAAUAUAUACACGUAGCUAAGGCAAGAUAAUGAUAACAAACAAAAAAUCGAAACUUGUGCAAUGUUUAUAAAAAAAAGAAAAAUGAAGAGAAGAUAAGCUAGCGAAGAAAACGCCCAAGUCGUCUGACAACAAAAUCCAGGCAUUUUCCACUCAAGCCCUCCCACAAAAUAGAAAAAAAAAACAAAAACAAACAGUAACAAAAUCCAUUGCUGCUGCUAAUUUCUUAUUUUUAUUAUUUAUCCUACUACGCAUGCGGUUAUUAUUUAUGUUAUACUUGCAUUUAAAACGCGCUAUCAACAAUUGUAUAUGUAUCUUAUGUUAAGCAAAUGAAUUUAUUCCCCAAUCAUUCAAAAGGAAAAUCCAUAAAUAUACAAAAAAAAACUAAUUAGUAUAUAUAUAUGUGUAUGACGAAUUUUAUUAUGUACUGUACUGUACUGUAUGUUUCCAUAAUUGUUUUCUGUUUUUUUUUUUUUGUGAGAUUUUAAAUUGUUUCCACCUUCCCACCCCCCCCAAUCAGCGCAGAGUAUUGAACCCCCAAAUGCAUGAGCAGCCCAGCAGCAGCAACAUUUAAUUAAGCGUAUAUAAACAAGAAAACUAUUUUUAUAUAAAAACUAAAUGAGAAAUUAAUUUAUAAGUGAACGCGAAUUAAAUGCAUGAAUGCUAAUUAGCGACUAAUUGUCGAGAACCUGUUGCAUGAAAAGAUAAAACACACAUAAUUGUAAACUAAGAAAGUGAAAUUAGGCGAGACAACAAAUUAAAGCCCAUCAUCAACAACAACAACCACAUAAUGAGACACAAAUAUGAAUGAGCUAUAGCUGCAUUAUAAUGAUUUAUGAUGUAUAAUUACGAUAAAUGAGAAUUAAAUACAUACACACACAUAUGACAAAGACA
Molecule: messenger RNA, 3939 nt
Organism: Drosophila bipectinata
Lineage: Eukaryota; Metazoa; Arthropoda; Insecta; Diptera; Drosophilidae
Gene: alt
Product: aluminum tubes
Cellular component (GO): endoplasmic reticulum membrane
Source: RefSeq, a predicted model, not a curated record